UGGCAGUUGGCAUCAGUGUCAUUUCUCUUAGCGCGAGACAAGGAGAACAGUGGGGAGGUGAGAAAAAGGCACGAGCUGUUCACCUGCUAAAACACCACACGGAAAAAACAGUUCAAAAUAGGAAAUAUGAAAACUGUCAUCUGACACCAUCAUAAUCCAGUAAGAGCACAAUGCUGACUCUUCCGUUUGAGGAUCCUGUCAUCAUGGACACUCAAUUCGGGGCUAACUUUCCACGGGACUGCGUGGGUGAAAUGAAGGUCACUAAACAAGAGCCAUUUAAAAAGGAGGAGACGCUCUCCCACACGAUGGAGGAUGAGAAUUCAGAGAAGGAUGAGGAUGAACAGGAGGACGGACAGGACGCGAAUGGUCUGCCUCGGAGGAGAGGGCCUCGGAAAAAGAAAAUGACCAAAGCUAGGGUGGACCGGGUCAAGAUGAGGCGCAUGGAGGCCAACACCAGGGAGAGGAACCGAAUGCACGGUCUGAACAACGCCCUGGACAGCCUGCGCAAGGUGGUGCCCUGCUACUCCAAAACCCAGAAACUGUCGAAAAUCGAAACCCUGCGCAUGGCCAAGAACUACAUCUGGGCACUUUCCGAGAUCCUGAGCACUGGGAAGAGGCCUGACCUCUUGACCUUCGUUCAGACCCUCUGCAAAGGGCUCUCGCAGCCCACCACCAACUUAGUGGCCGGAUGCCUGCAGCUGAACGCCAGGAACUUCAUCACGGAUCAGAUCAACAGCGAGGCGUCUUUCUCUGGUAGGUCGCCCUACGAAUCCGUGUACACGACCUACCACAGUCCGGGUGUGGUGACGCCCUCUGGACCCUCGGUAGAUGCCGUCAAACCCUUCAGGCCAUUCAACUACUGCAGCACCUAUGAGUCUUUCUAUGAGAGUGUCUCGCCGGAAUGCGGAAGCCCUCAGUUCGACGGUCCCUUAAGCCCACCUAUUAACUUUAACGGGAUCUUUUCCCUCAAGCACGAAGAGCCGGUCGAAUAUGGCAAGAGCUGCCACUACAGCACGCGCUAUUGCGCCGUGCCGCCGCGCUCCUCCAUCAACCAGAGCGCGAGAGGCUCCUCGGAUCUCCAUUUCCCAUAUGACAUUCCCCUCCGCGGCCAGUUUUACCCCGUGCAAGAAGGAUUAAACACUUUUCAUAAUUAAUGAGAGAAAGUCAAACGUGAGUGAAAAGGACUGAAAAUGCAGGACUUGAAAUCGCACAUGUAUUGUUUAUAAAGUCCAUCUCUAAUUUGGGUUUUAUGCCAUCGGAUGUUUUAUUAUUUAUCCUUUUUUAAUUAAAUGUAAAAUGUGCUUACAGUGUUUCUAAUUAUUGUUAGAACUGAUUUUAAACUGUUCGACAAAAUGUGUGGUCUAAUGGAAAAACAAUCCACAAACAACAGUGUUUUACGCUGAGUUUCUCGUUUAUUUUCGGUUUAAUUUAAUGGCUUGUAUGAUAAAUCUGAAAAUCUGUCAGUAAGGACUCUUGCUCCAAAAGGCAUCUUUUAAUUAUAAGGUCAUUCAAAUAUUUGCGAUGAAAAUUCAGUAAAAUAGGAGAGCAAUAAUUGCUAAGGGUGCUAUGCAAUACACAAGUCUAUAUAAUUCUCGAUCUGG
This is a messenger RNA of Sinocyclocheilus rhinocerous, 1601 nucleotides long. Its product is annotated as neurogenic differentiation factor 6-A-like. The transcript has 2 exons. Bases 171 to 1154 code for a protein of 327 amino acids. Gene Ontology annotation, biological process: sensory organ development; axon development; positive regulation of transcription by RNA polymerase II. Gene Ontology annotation, cellular component: nucleus. The record is from RefSeq and is a predicted model, not a curated record. Lineage: Eukaryota; Metazoa; Chordata; Actinopteri; Cypriniformes; Cyprinidae. Gene Ontology annotation, molecular function: E-box binding; protein dimerization activity; DNA-binding transcription factor activity, RNA polymerase II-specific.